This is a messenger RNA of Paramacrobiotus metropolitanus, 4685 nucleotides long. RefSeq names its product filamin-C-like. Lineage: Eukaryota; Metazoa; Tardigrada; Eutardigrada; Parachela; Macrobiotidae. The record is from RefSeq and is a predicted model, not a curated record. Gene Ontology annotation, molecular function: actin filament binding. The transcript is spliced from 6 exons. Bases 2103 to 2855 code for a protein of 250 amino acids. Gene Ontology annotation, biological process: actin cytoskeleton organization.
CCAUUGGAUGUUUUACUGCUUCGCCGUUAAUAAUUAAUUUAUGUACUGUAUUUCUUUGCUCUUUUGCUUUUUAGCUAGUACUGUAGUGCUUACUGCUUAUGCUGAGUUAUGUGCCUUAUGGUUAGUCUGAGUUAAUAGUAUUAAAUGAGCAACAUGCCGCUCUAUCUGCAGUUUCCUUGUGCCCUGAAUUAACUUCAUCAGUAAACAUUAACUGCAUAUAGCCACUUAGGAAGGAGGACUAUAAUAAUAUGUUCGAAAACGAUCUUGUAUGGUGUUAUGGCGCCGUGGACGUACAGGAUGACGAUGGAUCAUUCCGUCACGGCCUGAUAGUUGAUGUGGACGUAGCGAGAGGUUGUUUCAUUGAUUUUGGAUAUCCCGGCCACCAUACUGAGCUAAUCCCUUUUCAUCGAUGCUUUGGGAGAAUUUCUCAUUACCUUUUCGCCCCGGGCGACACGGUACAAAUUUUGUGGCGGGGCUCAAACAGCGAGGCAUUUCGCUGGUACCCGGCCACCGUUAUCGCAGGAUCGUAUUAUACUUUCGCUUUUGUCGAGGCUCAAAGGCACGGCAAAAUUGUGAGGGAAGUGGCAAGACGCAUGUGGAUCAUGCCUUCUGGAGAACGACCAUCUUUCGAGCUAAACAGUUACAAGCGACUUAGUAUGCCGCUGAGUUGGAUAACUGCAGUUCUUGCCAAGGCGCGCAGCAAGCAAGACUUCUGGUGGUGGAAUCGUGAGCAUGGGCACAGUUUCAACACAAUAUUCGUAAAGGUUGAAAGCAGAAAGCUUCUCUAUAUUGCACAGGGGGAUGAAUCACGUCGGUGGAACUUUUGGGGAUUGGUCGAAGUAUUUCGGAUAAUGGCUAAGCGGACAACAACCUAUGAACUGCGUAAUGGGAAGAGGUAUUUAGAAAGAGAACGCGACAAGCCCAUUGCGUUCAGAUCCUUUCUGGCUACCAUAUCCACAGCACUGUAUCAGCAUCAACCGUGUAUAAAUACUUGUAUUCCAGUGGAAGCCUUCCAUCGGAUAUUUUCCUUUCUGGAAUUUCAGGACGAACUGAAUUCAUCAACCGUGUAUAAAUACUUGUAUUCCAGUGGAAGUCUUCCAUCGGAUAUUUUCCUUUCUGGAAUUUCAGGACGAACUGAAUUCAUCAACCGUGUAUAAAUACUUGUAUUCCAGUGGAAGUCUUCCAUCGGAUAUUUUCCUUUCUGGAAUUUCAGGACGAACUGAAUUGUCGUAAAGUGUGUAAAUUCUGGCGCAUCAUUUUAACAACCGCUCCCGCUGGUUUGCGGAUGGAAUUUAAUCUGCAGAAAUAUGGGAAUGACCAGCUGGCUUUAGCUUUUGACGAAAAUAUUAACCGAUUUACAAAAACAAUUAUACUAUCGGGUAGUGGCUGGCACUCUUCCCGCUCCAGCUUUUGUUGGGCCUUAUUACCGCAGGUUUUGGACACCGCAAUAUCUGGACUUACGUACUAACAUUUUUUUAAGCAAGUGUGUCAUCAACACAAAUCAAAACGAGCAAAUGCAAUCUGCAAGGCAGUUUCUGGAAAAUAAUUGUCAACCGAUGACCGACGAAGGCAUUCGAACGUUGCAAAGCCAACUAGACGCUCAUCCUGUACCAAAAAGGAUCUUGAUACAAUUACUGACGCAGUGGCAAGCAGGAGAUGCACGAUUCACUGGCAAAAUGGAUGACCCGUUAGCUCAGGUACCAUGCCAUUCCCUGCGAAACUUAACUUUGUUUGCAUUGAUGUGGUACUUGGACAGCCGCUCUGAAAAAAAUCUUCUCCAUCAGUACUGAAGAAUGACCUUGUAAACUUGGGGAGCACGUCAAAUCUUUAACCUCCGUUUUCCUUCCAAACAAUUUGCUGACCGGUAUACUGCUACCUGCUAACAUGUGAAUAACACAAACUGCUGACCGACAGAGUACUGACCGGCAUUUCGCUUUUCGACGAUUUUAUUGCCCGACGUUUUCCAGGAAUUAUUUUUUACCGAUCCCUUGUUUUCGGUCUGGUUUCUAGGUCCCUUAUCCUUUUUAGGGAUAUUUUCUUCUGUUCCUUGGCAUUUUGGGUGUUUUUUUGUUUUCUGAUGUUCUCUUGUGCGUCUUGUAAUAAUGAAAAUUUAUUGUCCUUGCAACGAGAAAAAUAUCACGUUCGAAACGUCGGAAGCCAAUCGCGGGAAACUGUCGGCGGAAGUCCGCGGACCCAGUGGACUGAUCCCCGUCAAGGUGGAGAACGUGGGCAAGGACCGGGUCAAAGUCAGCUUCACCGCGAUUGCCGAAGGUCAUCACGAUAUCCACGUGUGGUGGUCGGAGCAGCCCAUCCCGCACUCUCCGUUCCCGGGCUGGGCCGAACCGGCCCUCAUCCCCAUCGACGCCGGCCGCGUGCGGUUGCGCGGUCGCGGCCUGACCGAGGCCAAAGUGCGCGAGGAAGCCGAGUUCAUCAUCGACGGCUCGGAGGCCGGACCCGGCGAGCCGGAAGUCCACAUCAGCGGCAUCAAAGCCGACAUCCCGGUAACCCUGCAGCAUCUGGGCAGCAGCGUGUACAAGGCGACGUACACGGCGCAGCACAGCGGCUCCUACGUUCUCAACGUCAAAUGGAGCGGGGACACGGUCAAAGGGUGCCCGUACAAACUGACGGUGGCGUCCGCCGGGGAUGCCAGUAAGGUGGUGGUCAGUGGAGAUAUCAAGAGCGGAAUGAUCGGCAAGGAUAUCAAGAGUAUGAUCGAUACGCGCCGCGCUGGACCAGGUACGUCCGAAAUGAUAACUGGCCUGCACACCGUGACUUACACCCGGGCCGUACACGCGCACCUUGCUGGGAUCGGGUGUACCGGCGAUUUUAAUGGCAAACGGACUUCUUGCAGUUAGCCACAGUUAAUUAUCACAACAAUUCGCAAUAUACAUAAGUCAGACGACGGAAUUCGUCGUUUACAGCGUACCGGGCACGUGUUCUCCGUUGUAUUGAUGGUGAGCAAAUGUUGACCGGCUUCGGCUGGUUUGAUUCGCAGUGUGUACGUUCCGUCCCGGUGGUCAUACAGCUCACAGAACGCCUCUUUAUGCGGACCCAUACAGUGUACGGACAGUUCGCCUGCAGAAUUACGUAUUACAUAAUAAUUAUAUAUCUACGUCGCCUCCCCGCCUCCGCCGGCGGCUACCUCCUAUUCGCAGUGGCGUCGUGGAUCCGCCGAUAUCUGAGACGAAUGAAAGAGAGAUUGCAGAGAGAUUUUAUGUUGUUUUGUGACGCGCGCGCCAUGCUUUUCAAAUGGAUCUUUUCUUCCCCCGUCGGCGGUGUGUUAUAGACUGUGGUGUGUGCCCCUUCUCCCUGUUAUUAUCUUUUUGUUGAGCGCUGGCUUGAUUUGUGGUUCAAAGUUUAGAAUUAUUAUUUCGCAAAGUUCCUGCUUAUCCAGUUAAAUUGAGUUAAUCCCCGAUUUUCGCCUGCAGUUUGGAGUUGUAAUCUUGUUUUUAUCCGGUGGUGUGCGCGCUGUACCCGGCUGUUCUGAGUUCAGACCCGAAAAUAUUUCUAACAGUUAGUAACUGAUAACGUGUAAACCGGUAUCACGUGUAUAUUUUUAAAAAUACCAGGUAUCUCCAUUAUAAACUCGAACACAAGUACAGUUUGCUAAUUUCUCAUCCGGAUGACCUUUUUUCGCCAAGCUUCGUAUGCCGUAAAAACCAUAUUCAUAAUCAGGCAUGUCAGAGACCGCUCACUCGAGGCGGUAGACACCUCUUGUGGCUUGCUCUGUCGCCCGCACGCGUAUGGCCACGCCAUCCGUGCCGCUCAUAUACGCUGAUAACUCAGCGUAUACUUUGUCUACGCUGACCAAUCAGCGUUCGCUAUGCACUUUGGAGGUGUGGCCCAGCGCUUACGAGCGAUUCCAUGCUUUGCGGUACCAGCUGUGAUUCAGCUGCUGCAUGCCGCGGGAUUAUCACGAUUUCCACCGAGCUCGCUGGCAGCCACUUUCACCACAGCUUUUACCACAUCGGGUUUUUCUGUGUUGUUUUUGUUGGUUGCUUUAUUGUUACACAAUAAAGGAGGAUAUUUGCUCCCAUUUUGCUCUCUGCUUCUGUGUCAUAUCUGACAGGCAGGUGCCUGUUUUCCGUUAAAAAGCAGACCAUCCGCUUGAAGUAAAAACUGUUUAUUUUAAUUGAUUCCUUGUACGAUUUUGUAAAGAUUAAUACCCUAAGCAAACCAUUAAGAAUAUCUCGCAAAGAAGCUUCUGGUUUCCACUGUUCUACGAUUUCCCUUGUUAUGCAAAAUAUUAUGGUGAAGGCUCCGCAUACCACCUUUAUACCACCGUUGGCUCCUAGUACCACCUUUCAUACCACCUUUUGCGCACCACUUUUGACUCCGCAUACCACCAUUUAAUUUUUUAAAAUUUAAUUUUUAAUUUAGUUUAAUUUUUUAACCUCCAGAAACGAGAUCCAAAUCUUUCCAUGUACCGACUGGAAAAAGAUAUAUAUGUAGCAACUAGCAAGUUGAAGGCAUUCAGUAUCGCAACCGACGCCAUGGAAAAACAGUACGAACACACAUCGGAAGUACUGUUUGUAUGUGCUGUUUGUAUUCGUACUGUUCGUAUGGAAGCGUGUGUCAGUAAUGUCCGCACAAAACGUUACGUUGCGAACAUCAUACAUCGAACACGGUAUCCGAAAAUGGCUAGUAUAAUAUUGUGAAAAGAUCAGGAUUUAGUUUUAUAACCU